ACUAACUAGACGUGAUGAAAAUUGCAUUUACAAUUAAAACAGAUUUUCACAGUGAUUAUGCUCGAGAAAAGGAAGGUAUAGAGGAGGUAAUUGAGAGACGAAAGAAGAAAGAAAAAAAAAUAAGAAAAGAUUGUGAGGAGAGGAAAAAUAUUGAAAAAAAAAAUUCAUCCUUGGAAAUUUAUCAUCGUACAUGAAAAGCAGGUUCAAUCGAGAAACUACGUAUCAUGCGAUGAAAGAAAAUGUGUAAAAAAAUUUCCCUUUCAAUUUAACAUCCAUACUGAGCAUGCGAUACGAAACAUUGCUGAAGAUUGGCGCCCUAUUCGAAAAAGAGAGAAAUGGAAAAUGGAUGCCUUUGCCUGCCUUUUUUUUUGCUUGCCUUCCCCAUUUUUAUCGACC
This is a messenger RNA of Chironomus riparius, 396 nucleotides long. Lineage: Eukaryota; Metazoa; Arthropoda; Insecta; Diptera; Chironomidae. The record is from the annotation of a GenBank genome assembly.